AGCCUUAGGGAACACUGGACACACAAAACAUACUUGGUUUGUUUACUAAAUUUACAGCGGUUUUGCACCUACCUUUGACCCUUUCAUCCUUUUUUAAGGUAAACUACACCAUAAUAAUUUAACUUUCCUGUCUUCGUAAAGCUGGAAAUUGUUAAUUUUUCAUACUGUAAGCUUUCUGAGGCAUUUCUUAAGUGAGAAGGCUACCUGUUCCCCUUGUUGUUGUCUUCAUACAUUUCCUCCAUUGACUAUUCGAAAACGGUGCUAUAAGCGGACACCGUGUUUCAUUUUGUACUUUAGUUUGUAUCUUGUUCACUCGAACCGUGUAUUGGACACAUUUUGAAACCGCCUGUUGGCCAAGUUGACCGGAUUAGUGACGAAGUCUGUCACUCUCUUCCCGUUCCCUUCCGUCUAUUCCUGUAUUUCGAUCUAAAGAAAAGAAAUCGCUUGCUUUUGAGACACAGUCAACUCUGUUUUGUGACCACUUCAUGUCCUAAUUCAUGAUUAAGCCUUCUUGCUGACUGUUCUCCCUUCCCCUUAUUGUCUGCCUUAUCAUUGUACCUUGUUCUGUUUCCAUUUUCUCUCUUUCUUCCUCUCUUUCCCAUUCCUAAUAUUCUCCGCUGUCACUCUGUUCUAUACCCGUUACAAAGCACACACAACCUUGGCAUCAGGAUUUUCCUAUCAACACUGCACCUUUGUCUCGUGUCCUCCUUUUACCUCUACGUCUUUUCCAUAAUUUCCUAUUUCCUUGAUACACACUCACACUCAUACACUUCAAUUCCUAAUGAUGGAACGGAAAGAAAAACCAAUGUCUUUUAAAAACUUUGGUCUGUUCUUUAAGAAGACUGCUACCGAAUCCAACAGCUCAACCAUCAAUCGCAGUCGGUCACAACAGAACCAGCGAACAAAAUCUGCUGAGACAUUCACCGACCUACCGGGUUUGCGAUUAACUAAAACACGAGCUGAGACUAGUAGUAACGCAACCUCGCCAAUUAGCAGUUAUCCCAUCAAUCGUUCUUCCUCGUCUCUUGACUUUGGUACGAACAGAAAGCUAUCCUCCAAAUACGCCCGGUAUAUGUCACAAACUGACGAGGAUUGGGGUCUUCCCAAUUCUAAUACGUCUUUCACUAAAAAUACGCGGUUCAACGGAGCGUCAGCUACUUCUUCCACAAACAACUCUAGCUCUCGGCACCAUCGACACGGAGUUCAGUGUGCCACGGAUUCUAAUUCUGCGCGGAAGUACAUUGACAUGUUUGAAAAAAAUGCUCUCAAACCGAGUCCCAAGUCUGCUAAUCAGACUGCUGAAGCAGAAGUCGCGCUUAUAAACUGUCAAAUGUCGCGCAUAAAAAAGUUUACUCGUGUUCUAGAGGCACCAGUGGUAGAUUUAAUCGCACUGCGGACUCUAUCGUGGAACGGGGUUCCACCGGAAUUGAGACCGAUCGUAUGGAAGAUGCUCCUUGGGUAUGCUCCAUCAAAUGCAUCUCGCAGGGAUUCGACGCUGGAAAAAAAGCGUGAAGAUUAUUUUGCUAUAAGAGAUACGCUUUUUCACACAGAAGGAGAGUACGGUCACUUGGAUCAGGCUUUGUGGCACCAAGUAGCAAUUGAUGUACCACGCACAAAUGCAUCUAUUCCAUUGUAUCAAAAUCCAGCAACUCAACGCAUCCUUGAACGGAUAUUGUACAUUUGGGCUACUCGGCAUCCCGCGAGCGGAUACGUUCAAGGAAUCAACGACCUUGUAACACCCUUUUACCAAGUCUUCCUUUUACCUUACACACAGCCUUACGAUCCUGAAACCUUUGAUGUCCGACAGCUUACAAAAAGACAGCUUGAUGAGGUUGAAGCCGAUUGUUUCUGGUGUCUCAGUAAGCUGCUCGAUGGCAUUCAAGACAACUAUAUUCAUGCACAGCCCGGAAUCCAGCGCCAGGUCAUGAAACUUCAGGAGCUCACAUACCGUAUCGAUGCACCGCUGGCAAAACAUUUACAAUCUGAAGGUGUGGACUUUCUUCAGUUCAGCUUUCGAUGGAUGAAUUGUUUGUUGAUGCGCGAAUUAAGCAUUGAAAACAUUAUACGCAUGUGGGAUACUUACAUGGCAGAAGGGCCUGAUGGCUUUUCUGAUUUUCACUUGUAUGUCUGUGCUUCUUUCCUAGUGAAAUGGUCGUCAGAACUACAAAAAAUGGAAUUCCAAGAGAUACUUAUUUUCCUACAAUCACUUCCUGUAGCUUCUUGGACAGACUCUGAUAUUGAACUGUUGUUGUCUGAGGCUUUUUUAUGGAAGUCUUUAUUCAGUGGGGCUACAGCCCAUUUACGACAAUCAUGAAUGAAAUCACGGAGGCUUCCGCCCUAGUUACAAUCAGUCUGGUAAUCCUUUACACUAAUUUAAUAUGUUAUAACUGUGUUUGUAAACGAGGCCGCGGAAUCGGCACCUGAUGAUUACGGAAAAUCAACG
Molecule: messenger RNA, 2443 nt
Organism: Schizosaccharomyces japonicus yFS275
Lineage: Eukaryota; Fungi; Ascomycota; Schizosaccharomycetes; Schizosaccharomycetales; Schizosaccharomycetaceae
Product: GTPase activating protein Gyp1
Exons: 1
Coding region: 782-2314 (510 amino acids)
Cellular component (GO): Golgi stack
Molecular function (GO): 14-3-3 protein binding
Source: RefSeq, a predicted model, not a curated record